UCAGCUUUUUCACCAUUGAAGAUCAGAUUGGGAGGUUCUUUGCAAGACAAGGUCAUAUAUGACACCGAUGAUAAUAAGGAACCCUGCAAGCAAUUUGUUAAAAAUACCACUGAGAUGUUUGGUUUCACCCAGGGAUGCUUGCCUAUGCAUAGAUGGGACGAAUUAAAUGCCUUUUUCAAGAAAUCAGGGGCUAAAAUUAUAUUUGGAUUAAAUGCUCUCCCUGGGCGGUCCAUACAUUCUGAUGGUUCUGCAACAGGAGCUUGGAACUAUACCAAUGCUAAAUCUUUUAUAAGUUAUACUGUCAAAAAGAACUAUUCUAUUCAUGGUUGGGAGCUUGGAAAUGAAUUGAGUGGGAAUGGAGUUGGAGCAAGAAUAGCAGCAAACCAAUAUGCUGCUGACACGAUUUCCCUGUAUAAGAUAGUGCAACAUAUUUACAAUGAAGCUGAAACUAAGCCUCUAAUUAUAGCACCUGGAGGAUUGUUUGAUGCAAAUUGGUUCAAAGAAUUCAUAGAUAAAACAGGAAAUUCAGUAGAUGUGAUCACCCAUCAUAUAUACAAUCUCGGUCCAGGAUCUGAUGAACAUCUUGUUGAAAAGAUUCUUAAUCCGUCUUAUCUUGAUGGUGAGGCUAAUACUUUCAGAGGCCUCCAAAAUAUCCUCAAGAGUUCUGCAACAUCAGCAACCGCCUGGGUUGGUGAGGCAGGAGGGGCUUACAACAGUGGCAGGAACCAUGUAUCCAAUGCUUUUGUUUAUAGUUUCUGGUACCUGGAUCAGCUUGGUAUGGCAUCAGCUUAUGAUACAAAAACAUACUGCAGGCAGUCUUUGAUCGGCGGAAAUUAUGGUCUACUCAAUACAACUACUUUUGUGCCAAAUCCAGACUACUACAGUGCUCUUCUUUGGAACCGAUUGAUGGGUAGAAAUGUUCUGUCGACGAACUUUACUGGGACAAAAAAGAUACGUGCUUAUGCUCAGUGUGCAAAAGAAUCAAAGGGAAUCACAUUACUGCUAAUCAACCUAGACAACAGCACAACUGUUGAAGUCAAGGUCGCAUUUAACAGUACGGGGACAUUGCAUCAUCAAAAAAAGCAUCAUAGAUGGAAAUUUCUCAAGAGAGGAAUACAAGGUUCUGAAAGUAACACAAGAGAGGAAUACCAUCUAACAGCAAAAGAUGGAAAUUUACAAAGCCAAACUAUGCUACUUAAUGGGAACAUUUUAACUGUAAAUUCAGCUGGGGACAUACCUGUCUUGGAGCCUCUAAAUGUAAAUUUAGCAAAGCCAAUAAUGGUUGCACCUUUCUCUGUUGUAUUUGCACACUUGCCAUAUGUUGUCCCUGCUUGCAGCUAAGUAGUACUAGGUGGAACCGCAACUGGUUCCUUAUAAUGAUUGAUCAAAUAGGAGAUAGAAUACAUGCAAAUGUCACAUUAUUUUUUCUUGAUGAAGAAUAUUGUACAAGUCAUUAUAUGAACUAGUCAUACAUAUAUUUACAAAUAUAAUUCACUCCUUUGUAGUA
Molecule: messenger RNA, 1507 nt
Organism: Hevea brasiliensis (rubber tree)
Lineage: Eukaryota; Viridiplantae; Streptophyta; Magnoliopsida; Malpighiales; Euphorbiaceae
Product: heparanase-like protein 3
Exons: 7
Coding region: 115-1341 (408 amino acids)
Cellular component (GO): plant-type cell wall; membrane
Molecular function (GO): beta-glucuronidase activity
Source: RefSeq, a predicted model, not a curated record